CAACGUUGUAACGUUGAGUUCCCGCCGAAACUCCAGCAGCGGUCUUCCUUGUCCGGCUAGGGCUCCAUCUAAGAAUAAUCCACGCACGAGCCGCUCAAGAAGGAAUUAUUGACCAUGAGUAAGCUGCAGAGUGAUGGACUCAGAGAGGCCAUAUCCCAGGUUGUUGCCAAUUCAAAGGAGAAAAAUCGUAAUUUCACUGAGACUAUUGAGCUGCAGAUUGGAUUGAAGAACUAUGACCCUCAGAAAGACAAGCGUUUCAGUGGCUCAGUUAAGCUCCCUCAUAUUCCUCGCCCUAAGAUGAAGAUUUGCAUGCUUGGAGAUGCUCAGCAUGUGGAAGAGGCGGGAAAAAUAGGACUGGACUGCAUGGAUGUGGAAGGGCUGAAAAAACUUAAUAAAAACAAGAAGCUUGUUAAGAAGCUUGCCAAGAAGUACCAUGCAUUUUUAGCAUCUGAGGCCGUCAUCAAGCAAAUCCCUCGUCUUUUGGGCCCCGGCUUAAAUAAGGCUGGUAAGUUUCCAACACUGGUGACUCAUCAAGAAUCCUUGGAGUCAAAAGUUAAUGAAACAAAAGCAAUGGUGAAGUUUCAACUUAAGAAAGUUCUUUGUAUGGGUGUUGCUGUUGGAAACUGCACAAUGGAGGAGAAGCAGAUCUUCCAGAACGUACAACUUAGUGUCAAUUUCCUGGUUUCCUUAUUGAAGAAGAAUUGGCAAAAUGUGAGGUGCUUGUACCUUAAAAGUACUAUGGGGAGUGCAAUCCGAGUAUUUUAGAUCCCAUUACUUCCAUUCCAGCUGCAGGGUGGCGAAGCUGUGAUGUGCAGCUCUAAGCUUAUUCAAUAACUAAUUCUUCAUAUCAAUUUUGUUUUGUUGACGGUUUUGUUAAAUUUGCUGUGAUUGGCGACUGAGAAAAUUUUAUCCGUUCGUUUCCUUAUUUGGUACCUAAAUGGUGUUCUGAAAUUUAGUUUGCUUACAUAUUACUGUU
This is a messenger RNA of Neltuma alba, 976 nucleotides long. RefSeq names its product 60S ribosomal protein L10a. The record is from RefSeq and is a predicted model, not a curated record. Gene Ontology annotation, cellular component: large ribosomal subunit. The transcript has 6 exons. Gene Ontology annotation, molecular function: structural constituent of ribosome; RNA binding. Lineage: Eukaryota; Viridiplantae; Streptophyta; Magnoliopsida; Fabales; Fabaceae. The coding region runs from base 115 to 765 and encodes 216 amino acids. Gene Ontology annotation, biological process: translation.